Messenger RNA from Plasmodium reichenowi, 968 nucleotides. RefSeq lists its product as hypothetical. The record is from RefSeq and is a predicted model, not a curated record. The annotation marks the transcript as partial. Lineage: Eukaryota; Apicomplexa; Aconoidasida; Haemosporida; Plasmodiidae. The transcript is spliced from 9 exons.
AUGAUAAAUACACUUGGAACCAUUUUUUUGUUAUACAUUUUGUUGAACAAGUAUUUUAUAUCAUGUGUUAAAAAAGAUCCUUAUGUUCUUUCGUACAUCAUAAAUAAUGAUAAAUGUUUUAGAUUCUUAACAAAUAGAACUCGCAGACUAUAUAAAGGAAGAGAAAAAAUUAAAUACGAAGAAGUUGUUACACAAAAGGAUAUCUCAAAUAUAAACACAGUUGUGUUAGCUCUACUAGAAUAUAAGAAAUUAUACAAUAAUUUAAACAUUCCAAAGAAUUACAUUCUUAAUGUUGAAGACAAUGAAAAUUUAAAGAAUUUUAAACUGUGGAAAAAAUUACAAGAUAUUAAAAAUGAAAAGAGUGACAAAAAAAAAAAGUACAUUUAUUUUAUUUUAAAAAAAAUGGAAUUCCCUGUAGAAACCAUAUUUAAUGAAGAGGAGAUACAAAAUUAUGAAAUGGAAGAUGUUGAAAUAACAUCCAUGUCUAAGUUGUCAACUGAAGAAAAUAUGAAUUAUGACAUUGACGAAAGACAAGAAGUGCGCAAAGAAUUGUUCUCUCCAUAUAUUAAAAAGACAAAAGAUAAAAAAACGGAAAAUGUAAAGGAUUUUUUGGCCCUAUAUAAAUUUGUACCUCAAAUAAAUGAACAAAGUACCUUACCUAAACAUUCAAACAAGAGUGUUCGAAAAAAAGGCAUUCUCAAAUAUAUUUUGUAUGAUCUCAAAAAAGAUAAAAAUUUUAAUUUUCAUUAUAAUUACUACUACGACAAUAUAUACAAUAAUGUUAAGGACGAUGAGUUAGACGAUUAUUUUAAAUUUUGUAUGAAAUUUAAAAAAAGCAAUCAAAAUUAUGAUUUGUAUGUUAAAGGAACGUCACCCUUUGGAGAUGAAGAAAGCAAGAAAGAGAAGAAAUUUUUUUUAUAUACUCGAAAGGAAAUUGAAGGGGCACAUUCUUAUGAUUUUGAUAAAUG